GAGUCCCGCCUCGUCGACGGGCAUGAUCGACGCGUCCGAGUUCCGCGGGCUCGACCCGGGUUCCUACCCGGGUCGCAUGUCGCCCGGCGGUUUCUCGAGCAGCAGUUACGCGACGCUGACGCCGCUGCAGCCGCUGCCUCCGAUCUCGACCAUGUCGGACAAGUUCUCCCACUACGGUCACCACCACCAACACCACCCGGGGGCCAACGGCGGCUUCGCGCCGCUCGCCAUGGGCAUGGGAGGCUAUUCGCAAUACGACAAACUUGGUGCCACCAUGUCCGGAGCGAUGAACAUGAGCCCGCCGCACGGCACAGCGCCCAUGCUGGGCGCCGGCUCCGCUCUGCCGUCGCCGCCUCCUUACUCGCAGAACGGCCUGAGCGUCGACAAGGGACUGAACGGAUACGAAGCGGCAGCAGCGGCGUCCUACGGUGGAUCCUCGGCGCCACAGAGAGAGCUCACGCGGCUCGGAUCGCCCCAGUCGCCGACGAGCCUGCACUCGCCCAUGCUGCCGGCCCUCAACGGCCUGUCACCCCACACGCCUCCCCAGGCGCACUUGGCUGCACCUGCCACGCCGCCGCAGCCGCCACAGCCGCCGCCCGCGCCGCAACCGGAACCGAAACCGGCGCGGGUGUUGUUGCCCGUGGUGAGCAGCAACGCUCUGGGACAAGUGGUCGUGUGCGGAGCCAGGGCGUCCGUGGUGUCGUCCAGCCUGGUGCUCAGUCCGACCAAGGCGAUCCACCCGGCCGCGGUGGUCACUCAGCAGGUCGCCCACCCUCAACAGCAGCAGCAACAGCAGCAGCAACAGGCGCAACAGCAACAUGCGGCCCAAGUGAGCGGCGGUGCGUCCAGUCCCGCCGACGAGGCUGAGGAGAUCAACACCAAGGAACUGGCGCAGCGCAUCAGCGCCGAACUGAAGCGCUACAGCAUUCCACAGGCCAUCUUCGCGCAUCGUGUGUUGUGCCGCUCGCAGGGGACUCUGUCGGACUUGCUGCGCAACCCGAAACCCUGGAGCAAGCUGAAGUCGGGCAGGGAGACCUUCCGCCGCAUGUACAAGUGGCUCGAGGAACCCGAGUUCCAGAGGAUGUCGGCGCUCAGGCUCGCAGGUGAGUAA
Molecule: messenger RNA, 1111 nt
Organism: Rhipicephalus microplus (southern cattle tick)
Lineage: Eukaryota; Metazoa; Arthropoda; Arachnida; Ixodida; Ixodidae
Product: homeobox protein onecut
Biological process (GO): regulation of transcription by RNA polymerase II
Cellular component (GO): nucleus
Molecular function (GO): DNA-binding transcription factor activity, RNA polymerase II-specific; RNA polymerase II cis-regulatory region sequence-specific DNA binding
Source: RefSeq, a predicted model, not a curated record